Messenger RNA from Anguilla anguilla (European eel), 1035 nucleotides. RefSeq names its product dynein light chain roadblock-type 2 (gene dynlrb2). Lineage: Eukaryota; Metazoa; Chordata; Actinopteri; Anguilliformes; Anguillidae. The coding region runs from base 151 to 441 and encodes 96 amino acids. The record is from RefSeq and is a predicted model, not a curated record. Gene Ontology annotation, molecular function: dynein intermediate chain binding. Gene Ontology annotation, cellular component: cytoplasm; centrosome; cytoplasmic dynein complex. Gene Ontology annotation, biological process: microtubule-based movement. The transcript has 4 exons.
GCAGUGCUAGAUGCUCGUGAACCAGAGUCGUCAACAAACAAAUUUACACUCCUCCCCACCCCCCACGUUGAAGUCGGUUUCCGUUUCCACGUAGCAACAGAGACGCUUAAUGCAAGCAAAUAGCUAGCUACUGUUCAAGAGCACGUAAAGAUGGCGGAGGUAGAGGAGACACUGAAGAGAAUUCAGACGCACAAAGGUGUUAUUGGCAUAAUAGUUGCGAAUGCAGAAGGAAUACCAAUCAGAACCACUCUAGACAAUUCUACCACUGUGCAGUAUGCAGGGCUGUUGCACCAGCUCACAAUGAAGGCCAGAAGCACUGUCAGAGACAUUGACCCCCAGAAUGACCUGACCUUUUUGCGCAUCAGAUCAAAGAAGCAUGAGAUAAUGGUGGCACCAGAAAAAGAAUACCUGUUAAUUGUCAUCCAGAAUCCUAGUGAAUAGUUGCCUCCCUCAGCAGACACCCAACAGGGACCAGUGCUCCGAUGUAGCUCACACCACAUCGUAAUAACUUAUGCAUUACUUGACCACAGCAACCAUCCCACUGAAUGAAUGGUGCUCUCUCUGCUUCACUGUCACUUUGCAUAGCAACCACCAUGUUUUCAGCCAACUACUCGUUCCUCUUUCUCUAAACUCUGCCUUACUUAUGUACUGUCUCCUGGAUUAUACUGUUUUGUGUGGCCUCUGAAGAGUGAAAAUAAAAAAUAUAUAUACUACAAAGAUAAAUAAUGAAAGAAUUGUCACUUGAGAAUGGCUUUCAAAGGCUUGGCUCUGGUCUGUUGAUCUUCACUAGGCUUCAUUUUUUUUGUUUUAUGCUCCUUGUCUGAAAAUGGUUGUGCUGAUGCUCUGAUGUAGAAGUCUGAAAAAUGAAAACUUUAGACAAAGUAAAAGAUGGAAUUAAGGUUAUGAAUACUGUUUUUAAUGCUUUCUUUAUAUUUGACUGAUGUAUUAAAGAUAAUUUUCUAUCCCUCUAAUAAUAUUAAUUUAAUUAUCUUCAUUCUGGUAAAUCAUUUUAUAAUAAACUUAACUAAAAAUGUA